GCGCGAACAUGGCGGCCUCCAGCGGGCUGUGGGGCUCUGAGGACCCCAGCCGCUGGGCCGCCGUCCUGGCGCGCCACGGAGCGGUGUUACGGGCGCGCUCGGGAGCACGGGGGCGGCUGGAAGCACUGGACCGCUGGUAUAGGGAGGAGCUGCCUGCGGCCAUUAAGGGCCGAGCGCAGAAGCACGUGACACGAGAGGAGCUGCAGCAGCUGCUGGCGUGGAAGCUGGCGAGGGGUCGCUUCCGGCCGCGUCUCCAGCAGCUGGUGGCCGCCAACUCCCCGGAGCUGGUCGUGCAGCGCUCGGCCACUGCCUUCAGCCUCCUGCCGGACGUGCGCGCGGCAGUCACCGAGCUGUGCGCGCUCCGCGGCGUGGGCCCCGCCACCGCUUCUGCCGUCCUGGCGGUCGGAGCCCCUGAGGUGGCAGCCUUCAUGUCUGAUGAAGCGGUUGCCGGAGUACCCGGCCUGCCAGCUCUGCAGUACACCCUUAAGCACUACCUGCUGUACCUGAGCCAGGUACGAGAGCGUGCUGCAGCCCUGAGCCAAGCCAGUGCCUCAGGACUGUGGACUCCUCACCUUGUAGAGACAGCACUGUGGACCUGGGUCGUGGGGCAGAAGCUGUGUCCCAACCUGAUGCCUGAACUCAGCCCCAGCCAAGCCACCCAACAGGACACUAGGCCUGCCAGGAAGCAUAGGACCCAGGCCAAGUGAACUUGAUUGGCCCAGGGUCUGUACCCCGCCACAAGCCCUCAGCCCACCGGACUCUAUGGACGACAGGCUGCUGGGGUGUUAUAGGAGAGAGCUCAAUAAACACUUGCUGAAUUCAGCCUGAUCAG
Molecule: messenger RNA, 832 nt
Organism: Castor canadensis (American beaver)
Lineage: Eukaryota; Metazoa; Chordata; Mammalia; Rodentia; Castoridae
Biological process (GO): DNA repair
Molecular function (GO): catalytic activity
Source: RefSeq, a predicted model, not a curated record